CCUUCCUCCACUCAAGAGGCCGCUGUCGCUGCAGGGGCCCGGAUGUAGCAGCAGACAUCCCCCCCUGCAUUUGGAAUUUGGACGGCGCCGCGUAAGGGUCUCCCCAAGUAGGAAGAGACCAUUUUGGGACUGAAAGGGAGGGGUGACCGUGUGAGAAAGAGAAAGAAACGUUGCGGUGUGCAGGCCGCGGACGAGGCAGUUCUUCCCCGCAAGCUGAGGAGACCGGCGGGCCCGGCUCCAACUCGAGCUCCUGGUCUUUGUUGCGCCGGCGUUUGUUUCCUUUCCCCGCUUGCGGCCUCCGCGUCCAGAGGAUGAGCAACUCGCGGAACAACCGGGUGAUGGUGGAGGGCGUCGGGGCCCGCGUGGUGAGGGGCCCCGACUGGAAGUGGGGCAAGCAGGACGGCGGCGAGGGACACGUCGGCACCGUCCGUAGCUUCGAGAGCCCCGAAGAGGUGGUCGUGGUCUGGGACAACGGCACAGCCGCCAACUACCGCUGCUCGGGGGCCUACGACCUCCGCAUCCUCGACAGCGCGCCCACGGGAAUUAAGCAUGAUGGGACCAUGUGUGAUACUUGCCGCCAACAACCAAUAAUUGGCAUCCGAUGGAAAUGUGCAGAAUGCACAAAUUAUGACUUGUGUACAGUAUGUUAUCAUGGGGAUAAGCAUCACCUGAGACAUCGCUUUUAUAGAAUAACUACCCCAGGAAGUGAAAGGGUACUACUGGAAUCCCGCCGUAAAUCUAAGAAAAUCACUGCAAGGGGAAUCUUCACUGGUGCCAGGGUGGUGCGAGGAGUUGAUUGGCAAUGGGAAGACCAGGAUGGUGGCAAUGGACGUAGGGGAAAGGUAACUGAAAUCCAGGACUGGAGUGCAUCAAGUCCGCACAGUGCAGCAUAUGUUUUGUGGGACAAUGGAGCUAAAAACCUCUACAGAGUUGGCUUUGAGGGCAUGUCAGACCUUAAAUGUGUCCAGGAUGCAAAAGGAGGUUCCUUCUACCGUGAUCACUGUCCAGUGCUUGGUGAACAAAAUGGUAACAGGAAUCCAGGUGGCCUGCAGAUUGGUGAUCUAGUAAACAUUGAUCUUGAUUUAGAAAUUGUUCAGUCUUUGCAGCAUGGCCAUGGAGGAUGGACUGAUGGAAUGUUUGAAACCUUAACUACUACUGGCACAGUUUGUGGCAUAGAUGAAGAUCAUGACAUAGUUGUACAGUACCCAAGUGGAAAUAGGUGGACCUUUAACCCUGCUGUUCUGACCAAAGCAAAUGUGGUCCGAAGUGGAGAUGCUGCUCAAGGGGCUGAAGGUGGCACUUCACAAUUUCAAGUGGGUGAUCUUGUCCAAGUUUGUUAUGACUUAGAAAGAAUCAAGCUACUUCAAAGAGGACACGGUGAAUGGGCUGAAGCAAUGCUUCCUACUUUAGGUAAAGUUGGAAGGGUCCAGCAGAUCUAUUCAGACAGUGAUUUAAAAGUAGAGGUUUGUGGAACUUCUUGGACAUAUAAUCCAGCAGCUGUUUCAAAAGUAGCAUCAGCAGGCUCUGCUAUAAGCAAUGCAUCUGGUGAGAGAUUGUCACAAUUACUGAAGAAACUGUUUGAAACUCAAGAAUCUGGGGAUCUUAAUGAAGAACUGGUUAAAGCAGCAGCUAAUGGGGAUGUAGCCAAAGUGGAAGACUUGCUUAAGAGACCAGAUGUGGAUGUGAAUGGGCAGUGUGCUGGACACACAGCUAUGCAAGCUGCUAGCCAGAAUGGACAUGUUGACAUUUUGAAAUUGCUCCUGAAACAGAAUGUGGAUGUAGAAGCAGAGGACAAAGAUGGAGACAGGGCUGUUCAUCAUGCAGCUUUUGGAGAUGAAGGAGCUGUGAUUGAGGUUUUGCACAGAGGCAGUGCAGAUCUCAAUGCUCGCAAUAAACGUAGACAGACACCCCUCCAUAUUGCUGUUAAUAAGGGUCAUCUUCAGGUGGUAAAGACACUACUAGACUUCGGUUGCCAUCCUAGCCUCCAGGACUCUGAGGGUGAUACACCUCUUCAUGAUGCAAUAAGCAAAAAGCGUGAUGACAUCUUGGCAGUACUUCUAGAAGCUGGAGCAGACGUUACUAUUACAAACAACAAUGGAUUUAAUGCUCUACACCAUGCAGCCCUGAGAGGAAACCCAAGUGCAAUGCGAGUGUUACUUUCCAAGCUCCCGAGACCAUGGAUUGUGGAUGAGAAAAAAGACGAUGGCUAUACUGCUUUACAUUUGGCAGCACUUAAUAAUCAUGUAGAAGUAGCAGAACUCUUGGUGCAUCAGGGAAAUGCUAAUCUGGAUAUUCAGAAUGUAAACCAACAGACUGCGCUGCACCUUGCUGUUGAACGGCAGCAUACCCAAAUAGUGCGGCUCUUGGUCCGUGCAGGUGCUAAACUGGAUAUUCAGGAUAAAGAUGGGGAUACUCCCCUGCAUGAAGCUCUCAGACAUCACACUUUAUCGCAGCUUCGCCAGCUUCAAGAUAUGCAAGAUGUGGGAAAAGUCGAUACAGCUUGGGAGCCAUCAAAGAACACGCUUAUAAUGGGACUGGGUACUCAGGGAGCAGAGAAGAAGAGUGCAGCAUCUAUCGCUUGCUUCCUGGCAGCCAACGGAGCUGAUCUUGGUAUUCGUAAUAAGAAGGGUCAGUCACCGCUUGACCUGUGUCCUGACCCUAGCCUCUGUAAAGCAUUGGCUAAGUGUCACAAAGAGAAAGCGAGUGGCCAAGUUGGCUCCCGUAGUCCUUCUAUGAUCAGCAAUGAUUCAGAAACUUUAGAAGAAUGUAUGGUAUGUUCCGAUAUGAAGAGAGAUACUUUAUUUGGCCCAUGUGGACAUAUUGCUACUUGUUCGCUCUGUUCACCAAGAGUCAAGAAAUGUCUCAUCUGCAAAGAGCAAGUUCAGUCAAGAACAAAGAUUGAAGAAUGUGUGGUGUGCUCAGACAAAAAAGCUGCAGUAUUGUUCCAGCCUUGUGGACACAUGUGUGCUUGUGAAAAUUGUGCCAGCCUAAUGAAAAAAUGUGUGCAGUGUCGAGCAGUGGUAGAGCGAAGAGUGCCUUUUAUUAUGUGCUGUGGUGGGAAAGGUCAAGAAGAUGCUACAGAUGAUAUCUCAAGUGGAAACAUCCCUGUUCUGCAGAAAGACAAGGACAAUACCAAUGUCAAUGCUGAUGUACAGAAAUUGCAGCAGCAAUUGCAGGACAUAAAGGAACAGACCAUGUGCCCUGUAUGUUUGGAUCGUCUGAAGAAUAUGAUCUUUCUCUGUGGCCAUGGAACAUGUCAGCUUUGUGGUGACAGAAUGAGCGAGUGUCCCAUCUGCCGGAAGGCUAUUGAACGAAGAAUCUUAUUGUAUUAAACUAUAAAGUGUCUUCCUUUAGUCUGUCACAUUAUUACUAUAUUUUGCUAUUUGAAUCUCCAUAAGCUUUAGUGGUAGGUAAAGAUUUCAUGAAAAUGUAAUGCUAUGGAGCGUGCUGCAUUUUAAGUGCUGAUAACCACAACACAAACCAGUAUUUGAGUGGUCAGCCACUCUUUACAUCAAGAAAGCUAGCCCAAUUAAGAUUAUUUAACAGCAUAGUUUGUUUUAUAUUGUUUGCCUUUCUCCUUCUCCCUACCCCCUUUAUGUUAAAGGGACAAUCUUGAUUUCCCCUUUUGAUAUUUUAUCUAUAUAUAUAAUAAAAGUCAAUGUUUGUUUGCGAGUAUGUGGCAGCGUUCUGAUUGGCUCCCACUUUCACAGACAACUGUGACCGCCACGAAUGACGGACCUGGCCCAAACUUGGCACACAUAACCCCCAUGACCCAUUUUAUGUCCUGGUGCCGUUUGGGGGAUGAUGGGCCAUGGAGGAUGGGAUUUGCAGUACUUUUAAUUGCUUUGCCUUCCACAGACCACUGCGAUGCCCACCAGUCACGUAACUGGACAAAACUUGGCACGCAGAACUUCCAUGACCCCCUUUAUAUCCUGGGGCAGUUUGGGGAAGGACAGACCAAGAAUUAUGGGACUUCCAGUACCUUCACCCACUUCUAGAGUCCACUGCAACUGCCGCGAAUCACAGAACAGACCCAAACUUGGCACACAUAUCCCAAAUGACACACUUCACAUGCUGCAGCAGUUUGGGGGAGGAUGGACAAAGGAUUAUGGGAUUUUCAGUACCUUCACCCAAAUUGCCUCCCACUGAAAACCCCAUCAGCCACAGAUCUGCACAAAUGGGCCCAUUCAAAAUAUCCAAAACAACUCAAUGCCGCCCCCAAGCUAGUUUUAUAUAUAUAUAUGUGAACUCUUUAUUUCAGCAGUGUUGAUUUUUAUACCGUUGGUUGUUUUUUAUGUAUAAAUAUUUUUAAUUCUCUAUAAAUUGUAUCCAUUGUAAAGUUUUUUUUCUCACAGUAGUAUCAUAUUGAAUUGCAGCAGCAAGCUAAGCCUUGUAGCUAGUUGGAGGAAUAAAAACAAUGAUAUUUCAGUAUUACACGUUGCCUCUAAAAUCUGAAAGCCUAUACUUUUUUGUGCUCCAAGAUAACUUGAAGGAGAACAAGAGUACAAAUAAAUCUGCUCCUAACCAAAGGGGCUGCUAGGUUAAUCACACAUAGUAGCCAUUUCUACUAGAACAGGUGAGCAAUUGUGGCUAUCCAAAUGCUUUUGGACUGCAUAGUCUCCCAGUAGUUGCCUGUGAUGGGCAGGACUGCUGGAAGUUGUGGUAAGAACAUCUGGAAAUUCACCGCCUACCCUUGUCUAGAAUAAGACAGCUGAUAAACUUCUAAAGCAGGGAGACUCGUAACAUGAGGCUGAAUGCAACACAUACUGCUGCUUCUGAUAAUAAAAAGUAACAGUAUGCCAGGCAAAUGCUUCUGUAUACCCAUAGAGCUGUUUGGAUCUCAGAAGUCUUUCAAGUGAUAAAUAAAUCUGAAUGAAGACAUAUAUUGCAGCAUAUAAUAUUAUUUAGAUACUUAGAAUCAUUCUAGCUGUAGUAUUGGAUCCAUACUUAGUGGAGCCGUUGCAGUCAGUGGACUUGUCUGAUAACUCACUCUAGAUUCAUUUAUUUAAAUAGAUGUACUCUAAGUAUGACUAAAUAGGUGUCCAAUCCAUGGGUCAGAAUUACGCUUGAGUGCUGUUCUGCAAUAAGAGAAAAAUAUAGCAAGAAUUUAAAGAACUUGAACAAGAGGCUUUCCUAUAAGAGUAUUCCUGUUUGUUGCAGACUGCACCUUACCCUUGAAUUGUUUUUUUUUUAGUCAAUACUCUUGAACUUCACUGGGACCAUUUUGUUCAUAAUAACUUAAGACAGUCAUUAAUAGGUUGCUGAGUUUUCUUUAAAUUGGGUAAGAUGAGAUAAGAGUUGACUUCAAAGCUUAAUGUAAGUGGACACAGGAGAGCAAUUUGCUCUAACUGUUCCAUGGUAGGCUGUAGAUAGAUAUCUAUAAGUUAAAGCAGCUAUUAAAAAUGAAUGUGUGGCUGAAAAUUUUUUUUUUAUAUUUUUAAUUGGCAGAUAACACCAGUUUUAUAUUUAUUUCCAAUUAAGUUCUUCUAAGCAUUGUGAAGGAAUACACUACAAUAGAUAAAUGAAUUGCCUUUUCUCUAACAAAUGGUUUUAUCCCUGUUUAAAUUUACUUAAUUAAGGGAAUUGCUUGCAGGAACAUUCUGUAUUUGAUGUAUGUGAUUUGUACCAUAGAGAUUUGAGCUUUUUAUUUUUAUUAACUUUUUAAUUUACAAAUAUCUUCAGAACUGGAACACUUUUGAUCAUGUAUUAGGAACGUUGCUCAUAGAUAGAAACAGGUGUGAAGGCAUAUGGUAUUAUCACGUAAAUUGGCAGUAUUCUUCAAUAUUGAAAACCUAGAAUCUUAAAUCUUGACUUCCUGGAGUGUCCAGAUAUUCUCUACUUGCUAUAGCUAAAUGACUAAGGUUGCAGUCCUAUGCAUACCUGGGAAUAAAUCACACUGUGCUUACUAUGAUUUUGUUCUGACAGGUUUGAACUAUGAUACCAAAGCACAUCUGUCUAUAAUUUACGUCAAAAUUAAUGGUUCUUAGAGUUAAGUUUUUAAAAAUGAUACAAGUGGUAAAUGUGUAUUGGAAUGAAAUAUAAAUAUGUCAAAUGUCGAUUCUUAGUCCAGUUUAUAAAAUGAUAAAAUGUAUAAAACAACUCUUGUAAUGAUUGCAUAAUGAAUUGUAUAGUUCCGUUUCAAAACCAAACUAGCCGAUUCCAAUUUGAUAAACUUUUUCCACAGGUAUUUUCCUGGGGGGAAAGGCUUACAUGCAUUGGGUCAAAUCUAACAUAUCAAAUCAAUCUAACACUUAAGAUAGAUUUAUCCAAGCAUUUAGAGUCAAUUUGAUUUUGAAAGCUAAGUUUUUAUAGAUAAGGAAUCACACAGAAAAAAUAAUGUUGUAUAUCAUUGAUGGUGGGUUCCCUUGAUAAAGUAACGUGUGGUGUACUGUGAUAAACCACACAGACAAGAAGGCUGAAUGACAAACUUAUUAAAAUACUUUGUAUCAUCUGUCCCCUUCAAUUUCUGCAAUACUUUGUAAAGCAUGUAGUUCUGUGAACAAAUGACUAGAACUACACACUUACCUCAAAGUAAUUCCCAUUCAACUCAACAAAGCUUACUCUUGCAUAGGCAUGUGUAGGUAACUUCAUGUCUGAAAAGAUGGACGGGAGGUGCCACUCUCAACCUCAUAUCUAGUAUAAGAAAGUAGGACACUCGUUAUGUUAGUACCUCUUAACCUUUUUUGAUGUUUUGAUGAUAUUUUAUACCAUUUUGUUCACCAUGUUUUUGUAACAUCCGUUAGUCAACAGAAAAUGCUACAUUGGUUUUAAUUUUUCUUAAUUUAUUUGAUAUGUAUCUUGUUAAACUUUUAUAGUAUAUGAAGUCAGAUAUGGAGACUUGAAUUUAUACCUUUAUUAAAGUGUAAAUACAAACCUGA
This is a messenger RNA of Anolis carolinensis (green anole), 6878 nucleotides long. RefSeq names its product MIB E3 ubiquitin protein ligase 1 (gene mib1). Lineage: Eukaryota; Metazoa; Chordata; Lepidosauria; Squamata; Anolidae. Bases 312 to 3332 code for a protein of 1006 amino acids. Gene Ontology annotation, molecular function: ubiquitin-protein transferase activity; protein binding; zinc ion binding. The record is from RefSeq and is a predicted model, not a curated record. The transcript is spliced from 21 exons. Gene Ontology annotation, biological process: Notch signaling pathway; endocytosis; protein ubiquitination. Gene Ontology annotation, cellular component: cytoplasm.